AUGGAAUGCGGAAACAUGGGGCUGUUCGACCGCGGAGUCCAGAUGCUGCUGACCACGGUGGGAGCCUUCGCGGCCUUCAGCCUCAUGACCAUCGCGGUCGGCACGGACUACUGGCUGUACUCCCGCGGCGUCUGCAAGACAAAGUCCAUGAGCGAGAACGAGACCAGCAAGAAGAACGAGGAGGUGAUGACCCACUCGGGCCUGUGGAGGACGUGCUGCUUGGAAGGCAACUUCAAAGGGAUGUGUAAACAGAUAGACCACUUUCCAGAGGAAACAGAUUAUGAAGCAGACCCAUCCGAGUACUUCUUACGUGCGGUGCGAGCCUCCAGCAUCUUCCCCAUCCUCAGCGUCAUCCUGCUCUUCAUGGGAGGCCUGUGUAUAGCUGCCAGUGAGUUCUACAAGUCACGCCACAACAUCAUCCUCAGUGCAGGGAUCUUCUUUGUGUCUGCAGGCCUGAGCAACAUCAUCGGGAUCAUCGUGUACAUAUCAGCCAACGCGGGGGACCCUUCAAAAAGCGACUCGAAGAAGAACAGCUACUCUUACGGCUGGUCCUUCUACUUCGGUGCCCUCUCUUUCAUCAUGGCUGAGAUGGUGGGCGUCUUGGCCGUGCACAUGUUCAUCGACCGCCAUCGACAGCUGCGAAUAGGGGCACGCGCAGCCGACUACCUCCAAGGCUCGGCCAUAACGCGGAUCCCUAGCUACCGCUACCGCUACAGGCGCCGCUCGCGCUCCUCCUCCCGCUCCACAGACCCAUCACAUUCUCGCGACACCUCGCCAGUGGGCCUCAAGGGCUUCAGCGCGCUGCCAUCCACGGAGAUCUCCAUGUACACGCUCCCCCGGGACACCCUCAAGUCCUCCGGCACGCCCACCGCCACCUACAACUCUGAGAGGGACCACAACUUCCUGCAAGUCCACAACUGCAUCCAGAAGGACCUGAAAGACUCGAGCCACACCAACACAGCGAACCGCCGCACCACGCCUGUAUGA
Molecule: messenger RNA, 987 nt
Organism: Stegastes partitus (bicolor damselfish)
Lineage: Eukaryota; Metazoa; Chordata; Actinopteri; Pomacentridae
Product: voltage-dependent calcium channel gamma-2 subunit
Exons: 4
Coding region: 1-987 (328 amino acids)
Biological process (GO): neurotransmitter receptor internalization; transmission of nerve impulse; neurotransmitter receptor transport, postsynaptic endosome to lysosome
Cellular component (GO): voltage-gated calcium channel complex; AMPA glutamate receptor complex; postsynaptic density membrane
Molecular function (GO): voltage-gated calcium channel activity; channel regulator activity
Source: RefSeq, a predicted model, not a curated record